AUGAUCCGUAUCAUAGCCAGAGCCGCGCUCGAUUCCGCCACCACUAGCCCAGAGAUUGUCCCCUUCGAUCAAUGGCUUCAGAGGGUGCGGACGGCGAGCAGCGACAUCGACAAUGAGAACCCCGCGCGGAAGAUCCUCGAGUUCUUCGACGAGCAUUUCCUCCGCAUGGCCUGUGGCGGUCUCAUCAUGGAUACCACAUGUAGUCGAUCGGAUUCCCCGACGCUGGCACAUGCGAAGGCGAUCGAUGCGUCACUUGUUGAGAAGUAUGUGGUUUCUUGGAAGCAGAUGGGGUUCUUACCAUGA
Messenger RNA from Penicillium macrosclerotiorum, 303 nucleotides. RefSeq lists its product as uncharacterized. NCBI's taxonomy places the organism in Eukaryota, Fungi, Ascomycota, Eurotiomycetes, Eurotiales, Aspergillaceae. The transcript has a single exon. Bases 1 to 303 code for a protein of 100 amino acids. The record is from RefSeq and is a predicted model, not a curated record.